Molecule: messenger RNA, 3044 nt
Organism: Protobothrops mucrosquamatus (brown spotted pit viper)
Lineage: Eukaryota; Metazoa; Chordata; Lepidosauria; Squamata; Viperidae
Gene: WASHC5
Product: WASH complex subunit 5
Exons: 25
Coding region: 115-2982 (955 amino acids)
Biological process (GO): actin filament polymerization; regulation of actin nucleation; endosome fission
Cellular component (GO): WASH complex; endosome
Source: RefSeq, a predicted model, not a curated record
AGAUACCUGGAUGAUCUCAAUGAAGGGAUUUACAUUCAGCAAACUCUGGAAACAGUGCUGCUGAAUGAGGAUGGAAAACAACUAUUGUGUGAAGCCCUUUAUUUGUAUGGUGUCAUGCUCCUUGUCAUUGAUCAGAAAAUUGAAGGCGAAGUCCGAGAGAGGAUGCUUGUUUCCUAUUAUCGAUACAGUGCUGCUCGCUCUGCUGACUCCAAUAUGGAUGAUAUAUGUAAGCUGCUUCGGAGCACGGGGUAUUCAAGUCAGCCCGGAGCGAAAAGGCCCGCAAACUAUCCGGAGAGUUAUUUCAGCAGGGUGCCCAUCAACAAAAUAUUCAUCAGCAUGGUGAUUGGCCGCUUGAGGUCAGAUGAUGUUAUUAGCAUUUACAUGGGAAUAUCAGUCAAUCUGGGAGAAGCCUGGGAGCCAUACAAGGCUGCCAAAACAGCUCUGAACUACACACUGGAUCUUUCCAAUGUUAAGGAGCAGGCCAGCCGAGCUGCCGCUGUCACUGAGCGUGUUCACACCCAAGUGCAACAAUUUCUUAAAGAAGGUUGUUUAAGAGAAGAGAUGGUGCUUGACAACAUCCCAAAACUGCUGAACUGCUUAAGAGACUGCAACGUGGCCAUCCGCUGGCUGAUGCUUCAUGCUGCAGACUUGGCUUAUGAUCCAAAUAACAAGCGCCUCCGCCAGAUAAAAGACCAAGUUCUCACUGACUCCAGAUUCAAGCCCAGGAUCCUUUUCCAGCUCCUCCUGGAUACAGCCCAGUUUGAAUUCAUUUUGAAAGAGAUGUUCAAACAAAUGUUGUCCGAAAAGCAAACGAAGUGGGAGAGCUACAAGACAGAAGGAUCAGAAAGAAUGGCUGAAUUGGCAGAUGUCUUUUCAGGAGUGAAACCAUUAACCAGAGUGGAGAAAAACGAAAAUCUGCAAGCCUGGUUUAGAGAAAUCUCCAAACAAAUCAUGUCUCUGAACUACAACGACUCCACUGCAGCAGGCAGGAAAACAGUGCAGUUAAUUCAAGCUUUGGAAGAGGUCCAGGAAUUUCACCAACUGGAGUCCAAUCUGCAAGUUUGCCAGUUUCUCGCAGACUCUCGCAAGUUUCUGCAUCAAAUGAUCCGAACCAUCAACAUUAAAGAAGAGGUUUUAAUCACCAUGCAGAUAGUAGGGGACCUUUCCUACGCUUGGCAGCUCAUUGACAGUUUCACCUCUAUCAUGCAGGAAAGUAUAAGAGUCAGCCCAUCUAUGGUAACCAAACUCCGGGCCACCUUUUUAAAGCUGGCUUCAGCUCUUGACAUGCCACUUCUUCGCAUCAAUCAAGCAAACAGUCCUGAUCUUCUCAGUGUAUCACAGUAUUAUUCUGGAGAACUGGUAUCCUAUGUAAGGAAGGUUUUACAGAUCAUUCCAGAAAGCAUGUUCACUUCUCUCCUGAAGAUUAUAAAACUGCAGACUCAUGAUAUCAUUGAGGUGCCAACUCGCUUGGACAAGGACAAGCUGCGAGAUUAUGCUCAACUUGGACCACGCUAUGAGGUUGCUAAGCUUACGCACGCCAUCUCCAUUUUCACGGAAGGCAUCCUGAUGAUGAAAACAACAUUGGUUGGCAUCAUCAAGGUUGACCCAAAGCAGUUGCUUGAAGAUGGAAUUAGAAAGGAGCUGGUCAAACGAGUGGCUUUUGCCCUACACCGAGGGCUCACCUUCAACCCUAGAGCUAAGCUCAGUGAGCUGAUGCCCAGACUGAAAGAUAUGGCAGCCACCAUGGAUGGGUUCCACCGUUCCUUUGAGUACAUCCAGGACUAUGUCAACAUCUGUGGAUUAAAAAUCUGGCAGGAAGAAGUAUCCCGUAUUAUUAAUUACAACGUGGAGCAGGAAUGCAACAACUUCUUAAGGACAAAGAUUCAAGACUGGCAAAGCAUCUACCAAUCCACCCAUAUUCCAAUACCCAAAUUUGCACCUACAGACGAAUCUGUUACUUUUAUUGGUCGCCUCUGCAGAGAAAUUCUGAGAAUCACUGACCCAAAGUCUGCCUGCUAUAUUGAUCAGCUUAACACCUGGUAUGAUAUGAAAACUCACCAGGAAGUCUCCAACAGUCGCUUGUUUGCCGAGAUCCAGAACACUUUGGGAACCUUUGGUCUCAACGGAUUAGACCGUCUUCUCUGCUUCAUGAUUGUCAAAGAGUUGCAGAAUUUCCUCAUCAUGUUUCAGAAAACAGUGCUGCAUGAUAAAGGGGUCCACGAAGCGUUGAAGUCUCUCAUGAAGAGUGUCAGCCCUUUGAAAGGACUUGUGGCUAAUUGUAAUAGAGUCUAUUCUACAGCAAUUACCAAAACACAGAGGAUCUGGGCUGCCUACCUUGACACAAUUAUGAAGGUUGGCCAGAUGCAAAUUUUAAGACGCCAAAUAGGCAAUGAACUGAACUAUUCCUGCAGAUUCGACUCCAAGCAUUUAGCAGCUGCCCUGGAGAACCUUAACAAAGCAAUCCUGGCUGAUAUAGAGGCCCACUAUCAGGACCCUUCUUUGCCUUGCCCCAAAGAAGAUAACACCCUCCUGUAUGAAAUUACCGCUUACCUGGAGGCUGCUGGCAUCCAUAAUCCACUGAAUAAGAUCUACAUUACGACAAAACGAUUGCCGUAUUUCCCCAUUGUGAAUUUUCUGUUUCUGAUUUCCCAGUUGCCAAAACUUCAAUACAGUAAAAACUUAGGGAUGGUUUGUCGAAAGCCAGCUGAUCCCAUUGACUGGCCACCUCUGGUACUGGGGCUCCUGACUUUGCUGAAGCAGUUUCAUUCUCGCUACACUGAACAAUUUCUGGGUCUGAUCGGUCAGUUUGUUCGCUCCACAAUGGAACAGUGCACCAGCCAGAAGGUCCCAGAAAUGCCAGCAGAUGUUGUGGGCGCCCUGCUUUUUUUAGAAGAUUAUGUUCGUUACACAAAAUUACCAAGAAGGGUGGUCGAGGCCCACGUGCCUAAUUUCAUUUUUGAUGAAUUUCGGACAGUUCUGUGAAAUAUCAACUGCUGGUUCUGAAUGGAAACAAGAAACAAACCUCAAUAGGUGAUAAGGAGGGG